Molecule: messenger RNA, 1902 nt
Organism: Pseudocercospora fijiensis CIRAD86
Lineage: Eukaryota; Fungi; Ascomycota; Dothideomycetes; Mycosphaerellales; Mycosphaerellaceae
Exons: 2
Coding region: 79-1797 (572 amino acids)
Source: RefSeq, a predicted model, not a curated record
CGACGAAUAUCGGAUACAAUUGAACACCUGGAAGACCGAAGAACGACAGUGCCCUCCACAGGACAGAGUGUCGGCAAGAUGCUCCCUCCCUUCGAUUACUUCGAGCAUCGCGCGGCAUGUAAGAGAAAACAAGAUGAGCGUGCCAGCCGUAUUGCAACCCUACCAAAGCCCUACCUUCUACCGAUUUCGCCUGACGACAAGGCGAUAUACGAUGAACCGAUCGAUCAACUUGUCAAAGAUGUUCAGAACAAUAGCGCCAAAGCCGUCGAUGUCCUGCGAGCUUACGGCAAAGCCGCCGUGAGGGCUCAAGAGAAGACGAAUUGCGUUACAGAGGUCAUGAUCAAGGAGGCCGAAAGCUGGAUAGAGAAGGGAGAUAUCAACCUUAAAGGUCCGCUGGCCGGCAUACCCGUCAGUCUCAAAGACAGUAUUGUCGUGGGCGGCUUCGACACGUCUGUUGGCUACUCCUGCAAGACUGGAAAGCCAUACGCAGCAGAUGGCGCUGUUGUCCGUCUCCUCAAGGAUGCUGGAGCCGUGCCAUUUGUCAAGACUGCGCUGCCUAUAACUUUGCUGAGUUUUGAGAGCUUCAAUGAUGUCUGGGGCAGAGCAUUGAACCCACACAACGGGAAGUAUUCACCAGGUGGUAGCACUGGUGGAGAGGGCGCCAUUCUGGCCUUCGGUGGUAGCAGAAUCGGUGUUGGCUCUGAUGUUGCAGGCUCUGUCCGAGCUCCGGCUCACUUCUCUGGCUGCUACUCACUCCGCUGUAGCACUGGACGGUGGCCCAAGCAUGGAGUAGACACUUCAAUGCCUGGUCAAGAAGGAAUUCCCUCCGUGUUCUCGCCCAUGGCACGCACCCUUCUCGACCUCACCUACUUCACACGUUCGAUCAUUCAAAUGCAGCCCUGGAAGUACGAUCAAUCUGUUCAUCCGCUCGCUUGGCGAUCUGAUGUCGAAGAGACCUUUUCGUCCAAGAAGCUGAAGGUAGGUAUCAUGCGAACGGACCAAGUCGUCGAUCCAGCUCCUGCUUGCGCCCGAGCCCUGAACACAGCCGCGGAUGCCCUGAAGGCGCAAGGGCACGAAGUCUUUGACGUGGUUCCGCCAAGUCCAUAUGAGGCCAUGGUCAUUGCAAGCAAUCUACUCAACGCCGACGGCACCAAAAUGUUUCGCUCCUUCUUCCGCACCGGCGAGUCUGAUGAUGCAGGCGCACGCGAGUUCGGCAGAUACAUGCGGCUCCCACGUUUCAUUAAAUGGUUCUACUGGGCAUACGUGAAGUACAUCAAGAGGGACGACAUCUGGGCUGGUCUGCUGGAGCACUGGCACGCGAAAUCGGCAUUCGAGAACUGGCAGUGGGUUGCUAAGCGCGAGCUCUACAAGGCUAAUUUCCAUGCGUGGUGGAACACUUUUGGCGACAAGGGCGAUGGCAUGGACUUCCUCUUGACGCCGCCAAAUGCUACGCCGGCUGUGCCACACAAUGGCAUGAAAGAAGCAUCGGCCUCUUGUGGAUAUACUUUCCUGUUCAAUCUUCUGGACUACGCUUGCGGCAUUGUGCCUGUCACACACGUCGAUCCAAGCAAAGACAUGCUUUCGCCGAGCGUCAAGAUCAACCGAAUGAAUGGCGUCGCUCGUGGCGCAUACAAGCACUACGACGCCGUCAAAAUGGCCGGACUCCCGGUUGCAGUGCAGCUUGUUGGAAGGCGUCUUGAAGAGGAAAAAGUACUUGCUGGCAUGAAGCAGUUAGAGGACUCUUUAGAGGCGCGCGGCCAGAAGUAUCAACUGCUCAAAGGAUAUGAGCUGGACUAGUUCUCGAAGUCCUCGUAGUUCAACAAUGGUGUGAUGCACCCAAAUUACCUGCUGUCUGUUGCAUUCUGGUCUAAUAAGCAAGAAUGUAUCUCCGAUGCCGAUUAG